Messenger RNA from Bombus impatiens (common eastern bumble bee), 2941 nucleotides. It is a transcript of the gene Syt4, whose product is annotated as synaptotagmin-4. Gene Ontology annotation, cellular component: synapse; axon. The record is from RefSeq and is a predicted model, not a curated record. The transcript has 6 exons. Bases 107 to 1432 code for a protein of 441 amino acids. Gene Ontology annotation, biological process: cellular response to calcium ion; regulation of calcium ion-dependent exocytosis; calcium-ion regulated exocytosis. NCBI's taxonomy places the organism in Eukaryota, Metazoa, Arthropoda, Insecta, Hymenoptera, Apidae. Gene Ontology annotation, molecular function: phosphatidylserine binding; calcium-dependent phospholipid binding; SNARE binding.
AUACCACGAACGGUCCGCACGCCGUAAAUAUUCGUUCAGUGCGUCGUGGCCGAGUAACUUACGCGGAUAAAAGCGUCCAAAUAGACGGAGGAAAACGUGGCCGAACAUGGUCGGAGGAGUGACGGAAGACGGACCUGUGAUUCGACCCGUCGAUUUCGUGUCGACGACGACCGUAGUCGCACUAUGUAUAGGAGCCGUUUUCCUACUUUGCGCCGUCGCCAUGACCUGGUGGCUUUGUCGACGACGUCGUGAACACACCAAGCUGAACUCCGACAAGUCCCUGGCGUUCAGGCCGCCCCACAGAAAACCGACAGCAGUUAAAAGUCCCGGUAGUACCAGCCACUACCUGAAGAAAAGUCCCAGCCCGACCGGACUAGCCAAGAGUCCUCCUGGUUCAGGUGGACAGACGCCCAGCCCGACCGGAUCCCAGUCGUCGAAUCCUGGAUCACAGCCAAGAACACCUCAGGGUACAGGCACCCCGGCUCAGACACCUUCUGGCGAGGUUACUCUAAGCAUCGAGAAUGAACGGGACAAGGCGGAAAUUGAGAACAACGAGAAAACAGAACGCGAAAAGAACCACGGAACAGAGAAUAACAAAGGCGAUAUGGGUCAAUUGGUAUUCAAAUUGCGGUACGUAAACGAACAAAAUGCACUCGGAGUGACAGUGGUGAACUGCAAGGGUCUACCUGCGAGAGCUACCAGCGAUCCUUACGUGAAAUUGAAGUUGUUGCCGGAUAAACAACACCAAGCGAAGACCAGGGUACUCAGAAACACCAGAGACCCCGUCUAUGAUGAAGAUUUCACGUUCUUUGGAAUAUCGAAGGACCAGCUUCAGAAAAUCAGUCUGCACUUUAUAGUGCUCAGCUUCGAUAGAUAUUCUCGGGACGAUAUUAUCGGUGAACUGACAUGUGCACUUUCAUCGGUGCCCGAUUUGGAGAACGCUGAUAACCAGGAGAUAUCAUUGUGUCGAAAAAUAUGUCCUAGGAGUCUAAAGAUUCAAUCACAAGGCAGAGGUGAGCUGCUAGUCUCCCUUUGUUGGCAACCGAUCAACAGCAGAUUGACGGUGGUUGUGCUGAAGGCGCAGAAUUUACCGAAGAUGGACGUGACUGGGCUGGCAGAUCCAUACGUCAAGAUCUAUCUUUUGUAUAACUCUCAGCGCAUAGCGAAGAGGAAGACGCGCGUGAAGAAACGCACCCUUAGUCCGGUCUUUAACGAAUCAUUCGGUUUUGACAUCCCGAACGGUGCUGAUGGUCUUAACAACGUCAGCCUCGAGUUUAUGCUGAUCGAUUGGGAUCGUGUUACAAGAAACGAGGUGAUUGGACGACUCGAAUUCGGUGGACCGAAUUGUCAAGGAUCCGCUUUGAAUCAUUGGAGGGAAGUUUGUAGCUCACCGCAGAGGCAGAUCGCCGAUUGGCACAAAUUAAGGGAGUAAAACUAGUCUCUCCCAGCCCUGUCAACUUUCCUAGAAUCCCGUCUCCAACUAUCCAAAUGCCCCACGUCCUUCUCCAUUGCGAAACCACUGAUUCACCCCUUGAAACCCUACGAUGAAGUAGGGUAUCUGUUUUGUAAACCUAAUACUCGAUGUAUAUUAGGCUUGAAACGAGUGGCGGCACGUCCACCCGCGAUCGAUGCCACUGCGUAUACACUGUGUGAAAUGUUACCGUCUACUACUGUCUAGUAGUCGUCUAACCGUGUUACGUGUCGGCAUUGUCGGUACGAGGCGUGCACUACGAAGAGCUACUUCUAAUUAUCCGAUCAAUUCUGAACGCAGUUCGACUCGAUAGCGAAACCACACCUGUUUUUCGUUUGGACACUGAACAAAUUGAGAUUAUCGAUCUUCCUCGUCAGUUCCAGUUCAUUGCGUAAGUUUUAAGCUUUCGUAUUUUAAGUUUUAAGAUUUUCACGUAACAGAAACACGCAAAAUAAUACCUACUUCUCUGAAGAUGAUAUUGAUAGAGCUAUGAAUUUAUACUAUUCAGAGAAACAAUUAUUCGCUGAAAAAGAUAAUGGACAGUGAGGAUAAAUCGAGGAUCAGUAAAUCGUUCACUCUUCGAGCGUAGAUCGCGUCUUCGUUGAUCGCAGUGGCAAACGAUCGCGGGAGAAACGCAUACAAAAUGCUUUACGAUAUAAAUAUAGUUGUUAAGAUUUCCGACCAGGUGGCAAAGGGAGGAGGAAAAUGAAACAGUUAAAUACAAAGCUAAUUUGCCGAUUAUUGAACAUUGCUGCACAGGGUCGUACUAUAGAAAAGCAAUGCUUUUAAUCGGAAAGUUGAAAGAAAAAUUCUUGAUACUUAAGUGUAUUUCAAAUCCCAUGCAAAACCUUUGGUUUAUAAUAUUUCAUAAUGCAUGUAGUUUGAUUUGAAAAAGUUGCAAAAACUUACCCCGAAACGAGCAAAUUUGAAUAUUUUAUCAGCAAUUAAUAAAACUCUCACUAAAGUAUAGUACAUGAAAAUUUAUCUUAAUCUUUGAUUUAUCUACUUUUCAAUUUCGCUCAUUGACUUCAAUGAUAAAAGCUUAAAGCUAAUCUACGUGAAUGUUUACGAAGGACCUUGUUUUGAACAAUACAUUUGUAUUUUACGUAUUGUAUACGUUUCAAUGAAAGUUUGUUACAGUUAAAAAAUAACGUAUGAAAUUUGUAUUCCAUUUAACUCGUUCGGUUCUUUUUUAAUGCAAUCAAAUGUGCUGGGAAAAUUUCGCACGACCCUGUCAGAUCACAAAAACCAUCGGUUUUGGUGAAGUUAAUGUGAAUUAAUCGUCAAAAGAAUAUCGAGAAUCACGCGACACACUCGCAACUGUGUUUAUCUCGUUCGUUGUGUAAAUGCAAGAAUCUCUCCAAAAUAUUCGUCGAACAACAAAUUACGAUAAUCGGGAACAAUCUUUUAAUAUAAUUUUCAGUCAGUCUCUACUCUUGGGGAAAGAGAAAAGAAAAGGAAAACAAGAGA